Molecule: messenger RNA, 1758 nt
Organism: Emiliania huxleyi CCMP1516
Lineage: Eukaryota; Haptophyta; Isochrysidales; Noelaerhabdaceae
Exons: 3
Coding region: 1-1758 (585 amino acids)
Biological process (GO): cell wall pectin biosynthetic process
Cellular component (GO): Golgi apparatus
Molecular function (GO): arabinosyltransferase activity
Source: RefSeq, a predicted model, not a curated record
AUGCCAAAGCCCGAGGCUCACCGGGCAGGCAAGCAGCGAGGCGGCCGAGGCGCCUGGCGUCGUCGCCACCGCGGCAUGGCUGCAAAGGAGGUCGGCGCCGAGGGCGGCAGCGUGGUGCCGAAUGCGAGCUGGUGGAGUGACGAGCAGGUCAUGCUCCCGGGCGGCCUCAUGUGCCCAAAGCCGCCUCCGUACGCCGCCGCCAAGCCGCAGCUUCCGACCGGCCUCGCGAGCGCCGAGACGCCACGCCUCACCGCGGAGCUCGCCAAGAAGCACGCGUCAAAGGACAAUCUCCUGAUCGCCACUUAUGUGAACUUCAACCGGCUCGACUUUGCGCUGACGCUGGUGAUGCACCUGCUGGCGAUGGGCAACCCGCACUAUCUUGUCGGCGCCAUGGACGACCAGGUUGGCCACGCGCUCGCCUCUCGCGGCGUCAACACCUUUUUCAUGUCGACGGGGCUAACGACGAGGGACACGGGCUGGGGCACGCCCGCCUUCCGGCAGCUGGGGCUGCACAAGGCGAACCUCGUGCUCGAGCUCGCACGCACGGGCGUCGACUGCCUCACCGUCGACGCCGACGCGCUCCUGCUCCGCGACCCCUUCCCGUACCUGCGCGCGCUGCCCGACGCAGACGUGCUCACCUCCUCGGACUACCUCGUCGCGACCAACGGCUACGCAGACGAGGGCCUCGAGGGACGAAGCGCCUUCGGUGCCGCCUUCAACAUCGGUUACAUCUUUGUGCGCGCCACGGCCGUCGAGUUUGUCAAGCGCUGGUCCAAGGCGUGCCACCGCGACCCAAACGCGUGGGACCAAAACCUGUUCAAGUCGAUCCUCCACUCGGGCGGGCGCCGGGGGCGGUCAUCCGCGCCAACGGCCGCCAAGCCCGGCAACCCGCGGCUGCAGCCCAUGUUCACCACCUCGGAGGGGAGGCAGCUGAUGGUCGGCGUGCUGCCCGUCUCGCUCUUCGCCUCUGGCCACACCCACUUUGUCAGCCGGAUGGCGCACCUGAUGCAUACCACGCCCUACAUGGUGCACACCACCUUCCAGUACGGCGGCGCGCAGGGCAAGCGCCACCGGCUGCGCGAAGGCGGGCGUGGGUGGGUGGGCAUGAUGUGGGAGGACGGGCCGGAGUACUACGCAAAGCCGCAGUUCCUCGCGUACGAGCUCGACCUGCCGUACUCCCUCGUCUACCCGAACGGAGGCAAGCCCGGCUCCGACGGCACCGUCCCCUUUGGCCAGCGCACCACCGUCGAGCAGCACUUCGCGCUCGUCCACCACCAGCUGCGCCAGCUGCGCAACGCGCUCGCGCUCGCGCAGGCGACCGGCCGCGUGCUCAUCCUGCCGCGGCUCGUGUGCGGCCUCGACCGCGCGUGGAUGCCGCACAGCGGCAUCUUCCCCGGCUCGGCGGCGCGGCUGCCCCUCCUCGACUGCCCCGCCGACCACGUCAUCGACCUGGAGCGGAUCGGCAGGCCCGAGGAGCUGCUGCGCGAGCAUUCCUUCCUCUGCAACCCGCGCACGCCCGCGUCGGUGGUCCGCCUGGCGGCGGUGCCGGACUACCGCGCGCUGCUCACCACGUCCCGCGAGGCGCUCGACUUUGAGCGGCGGCACGCGUCGUGGGGGAGCCUCUGGUGCUGCAACCGGCCGCCAAACGGCCGCGGGCCGGGGCACAUCUGGUACGACCUUUUCGCCGACGUCGUGCCGCACACGGACCGGCACAACCGCAGGUGGGAGGGGCCGUGGGUGCCAAAGAUGGGGCCGUGA